Molecule: messenger RNA, 375 nt
Organism: Chlorocebus sabaeus (green monkey)
Lineage: Eukaryota; Metazoa; Chordata; Mammalia; Primates; Cercopithecidae
Source: RefSeq, a predicted model, not a curated record
AUGCUGUGGAAUCUACUGGCUCUUUAUCAGAUUGUCCAGAGGACCAUAAGUACUGCUUUUUGUAGGUAUUUUGGAAAUAAAGUUCCAGAAAAGCAAAAGCUGUUUCAGGAGGACAAUGGAAUUCCAGUACAUUUAAAGGGUGGGGUAACUGAUACCCUCCUCUACAGAGUAACUAUGGUUCUUAGAGUUGGUGGGAUGGCAAACGCCAUAAAUCUGCUGGCCAUGACUUCCUUUCCCAAGAAGCAACACUGACUUCAGUUAUCCCAGCAAUCACUUGGUUCAAUUUCAUUGAGCUCUAUAUGGACCAAUUAUCUGAGCUCUUCUUUGGGUAUCAGUAUUUAUUGACCUAUACUUACCAUCACCAAUAAAGCAGUU